AUGUUCAGAAACAACUACGACGGGGACACAGUGACUUUUUCCCCUACGGGGAGACUGUUCCAAGUGGAGUACGCUCUGGAGGCGAUCAAGCAAGGGUCCGUGACCGUCGGGCUGCGGUCGUCGAAGUACGCAUGUCUCGUGGCACUGAAGCGGAAUGCAGACGAGCUGUCGUCGUACCAGAAGAAGAUCAUCAAGUGUGACGACCAUGUCGGGCUCUCGCUUGCCGGGUUGGCCCCGGACGCCAGAGUGCUGAGCAAUUUCGUCAGACAGCAUUGCAACUACUCGAAACUCGUGUACAACAGGGAAUUGUCGAUGGAAAAGAUCGGGUACCUGCUCUCGGACAAGGCGCAAAAGAACACGCAGUCGUACGGGGGGAGGCCCUAUGGGGUUGGGCUGCUUUUGGUUGGGUACGACAAGUCCGGCCCACACCUGAUCGAGUUCCAGCCUUCAGGGAAUAUACUUGAGUUGUACGGCGCGGCGAUCGGGGCCCGGUCCCAGGGGUCCAGGACGUACUUGGAGAGAGUUAUGGACGAUUUUUUGCCAGUGGAGGAUGCCACGGAAUUGAUCAAGCAAGGUGUGGAGGCGCUGAGACAGUCACUAAAGGACGAAACGCUCAGCGUCAAGAACUUGUCCAUCGCCAUCGUCGGAGAAGAUCUGCCCUUCACCGUAUACGAUGGCGAAGCUGUACAGCCUUACCUGUAA
This is a messenger RNA of Huiozyma naganishii CBS 8797, 702 nucleotides long. RefSeq names its product proteasome core particle subunit alpha 6 (gene PRE5). Gene Ontology annotation, cellular component: nucleus; proteasome core complex, alpha-subunit complex; proteasome core complex. The coding region runs from base 1 to 702 and encodes 233 amino acids. The transcript has a single exon. The record is from RefSeq and is a predicted model, not a curated record. NCBI's taxonomy places the organism in Eukaryota, Fungi, Ascomycota, Saccharomycetes, Saccharomycetales, Saccharomycetaceae. Gene Ontology annotation, biological process: ubiquitin-dependent protein catabolic process.